UCUAUUUUCCAACAUAUUUUCUGUCCUGUUUGCUCAUUGAAUACCAAAGGUUUCUUCUUUCCCAAGUAAAAGAUGAUAAAGAGGCAAUCUUAUAAACUCAUUCUUUGUCAAGAAUACGACGUAUUGAUGAUAUGUUCUUUAGUUUCUGUCCUUGAAUCCAUCGAGUCCCUGUAGACUUGUAAGUGACCUGUUCAAAGAAACAUGAACUCGAAGUUCCAUUACAAGGAGUAGAAACACCCAUCUUUCAUAAUGUCUGAAAUGUUUUCCAUAUGAAUGAAUACAGAUAUUUCUUGUCGUCUCUUCAGGUUCCGAACAUGUCGUCGUGGACUUCAUCCCGGUUUCUGUACGAGGAAACCAAGCCAUGGGGCAUUCAGUUCCUGGAACGGCUCAAACCCUCAGGAAGACUCUCCUUCAAGAACUACCAAGCCAUUGUCUUUGUCCUGACCUUCGUCUCUUACACCGCCUUCCACGCUUCCCGAAAGCCUAACAGCAUUGUCAAGGGCACACUUACCGACCCCUCAACUGGACACUUCAACAGGGCUGACGGGAGAGGGUGGGCCCCGUUUGAUGGCUCGGAUGGACCCGCCUUGCUUGGCCAGAUAGACUUGGCUUUCCUCUCGGUCUAUGCCAUUGGGAUGUUCGUCGCUGGCCACUUGGGUGAUAUGUUAGACCUCAGGACGUUUCUGACAAUAGGAAUGAUCGGGACAGGACUGUUCACAGCCCUGUUUGGGGUCGGACAAUGGGCCAAUAUCCACAGCUUCUACUAUUUCCUUGGGGAUCAGACCCUUGCAGGAUGGUUCCAGUCAAUCGGGUGGCCUUGUGUGGUCGCCCUUUUGGGGAAUUGGUUCGACAAGAGGAGGAGAGGAAUGAUCAUGGGAAUCUGGAGUGCUCACACAUCGCUUGGCAACAUCAUCGGGUCCCUGAUCGCGUCUGGUUUGCUGAAAUACGGCUGGGGAUGGUCUUUUGUGGGUCCUGCAUUGCUCAUAACUUUUCUAGGUAUUGUGGUGUACCUUUUCCUGCCGGUGAAUCCUUAUGCUGUGGGGGCCGAGAGAGAUGGGACUGAAGUGGAUUCCACGAUGAGGCUCGGGGACACUAUCUCAGAGAGCCUACUAGUGAGCUCUCGGAUGAGCACCGGACUUGACAGGAGAGCUGUCGGGUUCUGGUCCGCUUGGAAAAUUCCCGGUGUCGCUCCUUUCGCCCUCUGCCUCUUCUUUACCAAGUUGGUUUCUUACACUUUCCUCUACUGGCUUCCCUUCUAUGUCAGCCACACCGAGAUUGGAGGAGAGUAUCUGUCGGAGGAGACAGCGGGAAACUUGUCUACCCUCUUUGACGUGGGAGGCGUUGUUGGAGGGAUCCUAGCAGGAUAUGUCUCGGAUCAACUCGAUGCCCGAGCCACUGCAGCAGCAGGAUUCAUCUACUUAGCCAUCCCGGCUCUUUUCCUCUACAGAAUCUAUGGCCACAUCUCCAUGGCCAUCAAUGUCAUCCUCAUGUUCAUAGCUGGAAUGUUUGUCAUCGGUCCCUAUGCUCUCAUCACAACUGCUGUCUCGGCUGAUCUCGGUACCCAUAAAUCGCUGAAAGGCAAUGCCAGGGCUGUGGCUACUGUUACCGCUAUUAUAGAUGGGACAGGUUCCAUUGGAGCCGCCAUCGGACCGGUCCUCACGGGUUACAUCUCUGCCAUCAGUUGGAGCGCAGUGUUUUACAUGCUGAUGGCCGCAGCAUUCGUCUCGGGGUUAUUGCUUACAAAGCUUGUCAUUGCAGAAGUGCAAGCUAAGCUGUCUGGAUCAGCUGAUGAAGAGGCCAUAUCUGCACCUUUAUCCAGACCUCCCAUUGAUGUCCUCACCUGACCUGAAGUCCCUUUUCCUGCUGUUUCAUCUGGUGUUUUGUGUUAAGGUUUCUGGGUGUCUUCCAAAUUUUCACAAGAGAGAUUCUUGUCUCGACUCUCGACUCUUUUGUUCAUCUGCAUUUCUUCGGUCUUUUGCCAGUUUUCUGAAGGUGUGAAUGCGAAAAAUAACUCUCCCUGCUGAAGUUCCACAAUGUUUCAAAGGAAGACAUUUCCUGAAACCAAAGUUAUAUAUCUUUGAAACAAAACCUAUAUGCCUAACCCAGAAGAGGCACUUGACGAUGAACAACUACUUCUCUAUCUACAGCAGAACAACAACUCUAACUGAGUUCCAAAAACAUCU
This is a messenger RNA of Tarenaya hassleriana, 2183 nucleotides long. RefSeq names its product putative glycerol-3-phosphate transporter 2. Gene Ontology annotation, molecular function: transmembrane transporter activity. The transcript is spliced from 2 exons. Gene Ontology annotation, biological process: phosphate ion homeostasis; transmembrane transport. NCBI's taxonomy places the organism in Eukaryota, Viridiplantae, Streptophyta, Magnoliopsida, Brassicales, Cleomaceae. Gene Ontology annotation, cellular component: membrane. The coding region runs from base 270 to 1844 and encodes 524 amino acids. The record is from RefSeq and is a predicted model, not a curated record.